This is a messenger RNA of Phragmites australis (common reed), 1353 nucleotides long. Its product is annotated as probable pyridoxal 5'-phosphate synthase subunit PDX1.1. Gene Ontology annotation, molecular function: amine-lyase activity. Lineage: Eukaryota; Viridiplantae; Streptophyta; Magnoliopsida; Poales; Poaceae. The coding region runs from base 150 to 1112 and encodes 320 amino acids. Gene Ontology annotation, biological process: amino acid metabolic process; pyridoxine biosynthetic process; pyridoxal 5'-phosphate biosynthetic process. The transcript has a single exon. The record is from RefSeq and is a predicted model, not a curated record.
AUCAUCUCCCUCCGCAUCUUCCCCGCAGCCCAGCCCCAUAAGGAGAGGAGAGAGCAGCAGCACCACCACCACCACAGCCGCAACCCCAAUCCCUCCCCACCGCCACCACCCCACUCUUCCAGAGGAGCGGAGCGAGCAAGAAAAAAUUAAUGGCUUCCGACGGCAGCGGCGUGGUUGCCCUUUACGGCGGCGGCGGCGGCAACAAGGUGAAGGUUGUGGAUGCAUCCUCCAAGCCCCCCGUCGCCACCUUCUCCGUCAAGGUUGGCCUGGCCCAGAUGCUGCGCGGCGGCGUCAUCAUGGACGUCGUCACCCCGGACCAGGCGCGCAUCGCCGAGGAGGCCGGCGCCUGCGCCGUCAUGGCGCUCGAGCGCGUCCCCGCCGACAUCCGCUCCCAGGGCGGCGUCGCCCGCAUGUCCGACCCGGGCCUCAUCCGCGACAUCAAGCGCGCCGUCACCAUCCCCGUCAUGGCCAAGGCGCGCAUCGGCCACUUCGUCGAGGCCCAGAUCCUGGAGGCCAUCGGCGUCGACUACGUGGACGAGAGCGAGGUGCUCACCCUCGCCGACGACGCUCACCACAUCAACAAGCACAACUUCCGCGUCCCCUUCGUCUGCGGGUGCCGCGACCUGGGAGAGGCGCUGCGCCGCAUCCGCGAGGGCGCCGCCAUGAUCCGCACCAAGGGGGAGGCCGGCACGGGCAACGUCGUCGAGGCCGUCCGCCACGUGCGCUCCGUCAUGGGCGACAUCCGCGCGCUCCGCAACAUGGACGACGACGAGGUCUUCGCCUACGCCAAGCGCAUCGCCGCGCCGUACGACCUCGUCAUGCAGACCAAGCAGCUGGGCCGCCUCCCCGUCGUCCAGUUCGCCGCGGGGGGUGUCGCCACCCCGGCAGACGCCGCCCUCAUGAUGCAGCUCGGCUGCGACGGCGUCUUCGUCGGCUCCGGCAUCUUCAAGAGCGGCGACCCGGCGCGCCGGGCGCGCGCCAUCGUGCAGGCCGUCACGCACUACAGCGACCCGGAGAUCCUCGCCGACGUCAGCUCCGGGCUCGGGGAGGCCAUGGUCGGCAUCAACCUCUCCGACCCAAAGGUCGAGCGCUUCGCGGCACGCUCCGAGUAGACUCCUCCUCCAACCUCGAUGCGUCCUUCAUCGACUCGGGACUCUAUCUCCAAUCCAUCGUCGCUAUCCAAGAGGUGAAAAAAGAACGAAAGCUCAAAAUAAAAAUCUCUUCUUUAUUUGUUUGCUUCCAAUAUGAUGUGAUGUGUUGUGUCGGGAACAAAGAAUCCCCUAAAUUCACAUUGCUAUGCAUUUUGCAUCGAGUUAUCAAUGCCAAUCUCCUCCUCCCCUCUUCUUCUCUGAA